UAGAUGCACAUUCGGUUUUGAUACGAAGUUACUACAAUUUUUAUUUUUUAUACAAAGAGGUGUAUUCAUAAAUUGCAGUUAAAAAUUUGCCAUAAUUCUAUUAAAAAUAGAGUGUGUUUAUGAAAUUUAGCUAGUUCUCUAACUCAUUCAAAAUGGACGUCGACGACGAAGAAGUCACAUACGAUAUAGAAGAGGUUGCUUAUCUGAAUGAAGACAAGCACAAUAAUGAGAGUUCUGUUAUUAAUGAGAAAUUAAGUAAUGCUGGAUCUUCGAAUAAUUAUGGUGAUCGGGCGGAUGAAGGAAAUCUUAUUAAAAGGUUGAUGAAUGGUGAACUUUCAUUUUCCGAAUAUAACAAAGAAAUGGAUGAAUCAAACAUAUCAGAUGAUGAUAAUAUGAUUGAUGAAGACGUUAUCGAAGAAGAAAUAAUGAUGCGAAAAGACAAAUCAAAAAGCAGGGCCUCAAAAUACUUCGAAGCAGAACUUCACAAAACGCGGAAGGAUGCUAUGCGUGGAAUCCUUAAAGGCCGAGUGAGAAUGAGAGAUGGCCGACAACGCAGACGAUGUGUAUUACCAGCGGCAUUGCAAGGUCUCAUGGGUGAAGCAAAUUUACGUUUCGCACGUGGACAAAAUGAUCUAGCUGAAAAAGUUUGCUUGGAAAUCAUCCGACAAGUUCCAUUAGCACCAGAACCAUUUUUAACUUUGGCGCAGAUUCAUGAUUCAAAUCCUGAAAAAUACCUUCAAUUUUCAUUGAUUGCUGCACAUCUCAAUCCUGCUGACUCCGAACAAUGGAUUCGUAUAGCACAAUUUUGCAUAGAACAAAAUGAUAUCAAGCGUGCAAUCAAUUGUUACACCAAAGCAAUCAAAUUCAAUCCAAAAGAUAUUGAAUUACGACUAAAACGAAUUGAAUUAUUGGAAUCUAUUGAGGACGAAAAAAUGGCAUUUCGAUGCUGGUACUCCUUGGUUUUUAUUAUACCUAGUGAACAAGGAGUGUUUCUAUUGCAAACAGCAAAAAUGGUCACUGAACGAUUAAUAAAAUCAAAGCAAUAUGCCAAGGCGUUAGAAGUUAUGUCGUACGCAUAUCGGAAAGUACCAGAAUUAUUCCAAAAUGAAGACUUGAACCAGCUUUUAGAACUAUUGAUCACUAACAAUGAAUUCAAACAAGUUAUAGACAUUUUAUGUUUACACACUGACUUGCAAAUAACAUACUAUAAAAAUCACGGUGACACGAUGGUACAUAAUGUGAAAAUCCCAAAAUUAAUGAUUUUGGAUUUCCGUAGUAAGCUUAUUGUAAGCUUGAUACAUUUGAAAGCAUUUCAUUUAAUGGAAUGUUUAAUUGAAAAUAUUUUUACGCAUAUUAAUGUUACUGAUGCUGGUGAUUGCUAUCUAGACGUUGCUGAAGCUUUGAUGAAAAUGGAUCGAUACAGCGAAGCAAUUCGAUUGUUGGAACCGUUACUUAAAAGUCAAAAUUACAGUUUGGCAGCUGUUUGGUUAAGACAUGCUGAUUGUUAUCGAGCCAUUGGUGAUUGUGACAAAGCAAUUGCUUCCUACUCCCAAGUAGUAGCUAUGGCACCUCAACAUUUUGAUGCACGACUUACGCUAGCAGCUUUGUUAAAGCAACAAGGGCGUGAUGGUGAGGCCCUUAGAGCUCUCGAACAAAACUUGGAAAGUGAAUUAAUUGAUCCAUGUGUGUUAUAUGAACGUUGUUUCAUGCUUAAAGAAAUUUGUGAUUUCGAACAGUAUAUAAAUGUCGCAAUGUUACUGAUAUCAAGGCACUGUAUUCGAAUUAGAAAUUCUUAUGAAAUGUUUGUGGUAACACACACAAGUAAAUGGAGUAAUAAAUUACAAUUGAUUCGGGAAAAUCGAAAAGCUAGAAAAGAGCCAAUUGAAGAUGAAGAAGGCCCAGAAUUCGUACAUGUAUCUGAAAAUCAGCCAUCAAUUGAAGAAGAGUUUAAUUUGCUAAAAUCAGUACUCGAAAUUCUGUUAAAUACGAACAAAGUUACACUUAUGCAGCGAUUCACAUUCACUGCCCUCUCAUCCAAACGAUUUGGGCUACACUAUACACCUGAAAUGUACUUUUAUGCUCUACUAUCAACUAUUUUCAAUCGUGACUCAAAUUUUGGUUUUGUUCUAAUCAAAGAUUUAAUUGUAAAACAUUUGAGAAACCAUCGGAUGUGGAACUUAUUUAACGUUAUUAUCCAGUUCACUGAUAGCAACUGUCGCUAUAGUCGAUUCUUAAAUAGAUUGAUUGAACGAUCUGAAAGCGCAAUUGAAGAAUGGCCAAAAAUUCUACGUGCAAACUAUUGGAUUGUAUCAGGGACAUACAAAUAUGCAUUGAAUGACUACAUGCGUACUUUCAAAACAAAUACAUCACCGUUGGUAGCAUUGCUUAUUGGCAUUACUUAUAUGAGCAUUGCGCAGCAGAAAUAUACAACCAAAAAACAUAUGCUUAUUUCACAGUCAAUUUCGUUUCUUAACGAAUAUGCAAAAAUUCGUGAACCAGCGGCGUAUAAUGAAAUACAAUAUAAUUUAGGACGAUUACAUCAUCAAUUCGGUAUGUUGAAUAUAUAUAUAUAUUAGGGUGGGUCAAUUUGUAGGGGAGCGAAAUAACCUACAAAGGCUUUUUGAGAUUAUGGUUCUACGGACCAUAAGAAGCAUUUUUGCCCAAGGAACCAUACCUCUAUCGUGAAUUUCGAGCAAGGCAAAUUUUCUAUCAAGAUAUUUUCCAAAAUACUCAAAAAUCGACUUAGACAAAGAUCUCUAAUACAGUAGCUUUUUUAUAUGAAAUCUGUCACACUAACGCCCUCACUCUAUCUUUUGGCGAACUAAACAGAAUAAAGUUUAAUAUAAAAGUAAAGUCUCCAUCAGGAUAUUUUAUACAGCCGGUGUCAAGAUCAAUAAAACUGUUAAUAGAAUCUGCCAUUUUUACGCAAUUUUGCGAUGUGAUUGCGAGAUUAAGAAUAUAAAUAAAAUAAAUGAACGGAAUAAACGAACUUAACAGAACAGAAUAAUUCGCACGAGUGUAUGACAAGUAUGUAAGAGAACAAUAACAUUACGUUUUGUAUCUAUCUGUCAAAUGUCACACUCACACUUAUGAGUUUACGUAUGGAGAUUUUAACAAAAUCAUUUCUACAAGAUCUACACACUCUACACCCGAGGCUUUUUAAGUUAAAUUAAAACGCAUAU
Messenger RNA from Contarinia nasturtii (swede midge), 3182 nucleotides. RefSeq names its product general transcription factor 3C polypeptide 3. NCBI's taxonomy places the organism in Eukaryota, Metazoa, Arthropoda, Insecta, Diptera, Cecidomyiidae. Bases 153 to 2576 code for a protein of 807 amino acids. Gene Ontology annotation, biological process: transcription by RNA polymerase III. Gene Ontology annotation, cellular component: transcription factor TFIIIC complex. The record is from RefSeq and is a predicted model, not a curated record. The transcript is spliced from 2 exons. Gene Ontology annotation, molecular function: protein binding.